UCGGGGAGGGCACAUGAACGCGGCUGGAGCUGGUGCCCGGAGUAAGAGGAUCCCGAGCAGUGAGUGUCCGGCGGGGUCGCGGGUUCGCCUCCUCCGUACGGACGCGCUCGUACACUUAUCGGAUUAAAAACUUGAGGCGAAAUUAAAACACAAAGGAAAAAAAAGAAGAAGAGAGAAGAAGAAGGAGCCGGGAGCUCGGGACGGGAAUACGGAUAAAAGGUGGAGUGUGGGAAAGAAAGCGUAAACUCCAGGCACACACACACAGAGCUUCCCCCUCCUCCCUCGCAGCCUGGACAGGAGGAAAGGGGGGGAGAGAGAGAUAACAGAGUGUCCCUGUCCUCCCGAUCAGACAAUAGGGCUCCUGGUGCCGCACUCUGCCAGGGAACAGACACCAGUCUGCCUGACACUGCAUGGUCCGAAAGAAUUAAGACAAUAUGGAAUGACAUGAAAGAGAUUAACUAAGGAUUAACGGCUCUGAGGACAAACACCUCUGUCGAGAGGUGAAGCACAAUCUCGCGCCCGUGGCUCCAAAGAGCAGUGUGCAGAAGCAAAAUGGCGGAUCCCGGCAUAAUGAGUUUAUUUGGGGAUGAUGGUAGUAUGUUCAGUGAAGGUUUGGAGGGCCUCGGUGAAUGUGGAUUUACUGAAAAUGCUGUCAACUCCAUGGCUCAGCAGAUGCCAAUGGAUCAGGGUUUUGGUUCUUUGCAGUCGCCACUCCACCACAAUCCCAGCGGUACAAACCAAGCCAAGCUGUCCCACUUUGAUCACUAUAACCAGUAUGAGCCACAGAAAAUGCACAUGAUGGAUCAGCCUAACAGAAUGAUGACGAACACUCCUGGGAAUGGGAUUGCCUCUCCACAUUCACAGUAUCACAGCACAUCUGUUUCUCAGGUCCCCCAUGGUGGUGGCCAAAUGGGAGUGUAUCCUGGUAUGCAGAAUGAAAGGCAUGGGCCGUCAUUUGUAGACAGUGGUUCUAUGUGGGGACCUAGGGCAGUGCAGGUCCCUGAUCAGAUAAGGCCAUCUUACCAGCAGCCGCAGUCACAGCAGCAACCACCCACAUCUUCCGGACCUCAGGGUCCUCCUCACCCUCAACAUGUUCAGCAAAUGGGUAACUACAUGGUUCGAGGAGAUUUCACAAUGCAACAGCAUGGUUCACUACAGUCACAGAGGAUGAAUCAGUUUUCACAAGGACAAGAUGGUCUUAAUCAAGGAAAUCCCUUCAUUGGGACUGCAGGACCUGGUCAUAUGUCUCAUGUACCCCAACAAAAUCCUAACAUGGGGCCUUCACUACGUCAUUCGGUCCAGCAAUUUCAUCACCAUCCCCCCAGUACUCUCCAUGGAGAAUCUGUUGCUCACAGUCCUAGAUUUUCUCCUAAUACUCCUCAGCAGGGUGCAGUUAGGCCACAGUCCCUUAAUUUUAAUUCUCGAAACCAGACUGUACCUUCACCUACGCUAAACAACUCAGGGCAGUAUUCCCGAUAUCCUUAUAGUAACCUUAAUCAGGGAUUAGUUAAUAAUACAGGGAUGAAUCAGAAUUUAGGCCUUACAAACAACACUCCAAUGACUCCGUCUGUACCUAGAUACCCAAAUGCUGUGGGGUUUCCUUCAAACAAUAGUCAAGGACUGAUGCACCAGCAACCAAUUCAUCCUAGCGGCUCACUUAACCAAAUGAACACACAAACUAUGCAUCCUUCACAGCCUCAGGGAACCUAUGCUUCUCCACCUCCCAUGUCACCCUUGAAAGCAAUGAGCAAUCCAGCCGGCACCCCUCCGCCGCAAGUUAGGCCUGGCAGCGCGGGGAUUCCUAUGGAUGUUGGAAGUUACCCAAAUAUGCCUCAUCCGCCAGGUCACCAGCCUCCUGGCGGCAUGGGAAUGGGACAAAGGAACAUGGGUCCCAGAAACAUGCCGCAAGGUCAGACAUUCAUAGGCAUGUCCUCAACACCAAGGGAGAUGGGUGGGCAUAUGAGACCAAAUGGCUGUCCUGGAGUUAGCCAUGCAGAUCCACAGGCAAUACAAGAACGGAUGAUGUCUGGACCGCAGCUUCCCGGUCAUCAAUCUUUUCAGCAGCAAAUGGCAAACUGUCAGCCUCAUCCAGCUAUGCACCAUCAGUCUUCACCGCCGUCACAUUCUCAUCACCAACCAUGGACUUCGCUUCACCAGUCACCUCAGAGUACCCCCCAGAAAGUGCCUGUCCAUCAGAGAAUUGUCGGAGAUUAUUCCUUUAUGCAUAUGACAAUUUCUGUAGGAAUCCUGAGUCUCAGCGAUCCUUCUGUGGUCUGUAGGAGAGUAAAAAGGUCCAUGAACUACCUGGAAGUUGACCCUUUGUCGCUAAGGAUCUAA
Messenger RNA from Bufo gargarizans (Asiatic toad), 2337 nucleotides. Its product is annotated as chromodomain-helicase-DNA-binding protein 7-like. Lineage: Eukaryota; Metazoa; Chordata; Amphibia; Anura; Bufonidae. The record is from RefSeq and is a predicted model, not a curated record. The transcript has 3 exons. The coding region runs from base 553 to 2337 and encodes 594 amino acids.